AUGUUCCGCUGGCUUGUCAAUGUCGCCUUCCUGGCUCUGCCCAUAGCCGCCACGCUGGGCAUCCUGCUCGGCCUCCAGGCCCAUCGACAGGCUUCGGGACAGACGCCCUUGUUCGUCCCACCCCUCGACAACAAGUGGGUUGAGAAGACGUACUGCCAAAAGUCGACUGGUAUCCAUCCGGAAACAAAGGGUCAAGAAUACACCCUCAAUCCCAACCAGUGGGCGUGGAACAAGGGAGAUCCAGGCUUCUUGUGCAUGAACGUCACGACCUAUAACAACCAGACUUAUGCGACCGGGACCACGGCGCCUCAGUUUAAUGUCGUCUGGGAGUAUCCCCAAGCAAAGGCGACCGACCAACCCGUCCAUGCCUUCCCCAACAUCAAGGUCGACGGCGACGUGCUCCCCGCCAAGCUCCAAAGUGUCAGUAGUAUUGGCAUCGACAUGGCGUGGACCAUGCGACUGGACAACAAGACGGGCGCGUCGACGAGCGUCGACGAGCUCACGGCCGCCAACGUAAACUCCAACGUCGCCAUCGACAUGUUCCUAGACAGCGACAAGUCAAGGGCCGCAGACAGCGAAAAGGCAAAGUACGAAGUCAUGGUGUGGUUUGCCGCUAUUGGCCCCGCCACGUUUGCCAUUGGCCAGGGCAACGGCACCGUCACGACAAAGACUUUGGACGGGACGAAAUUCAACCUGUACUAUGGCCGUAACGGCCGGGAACAGCACGUUCUGACCUGGAAGGCAACCGAGACUGCCCACGACUUUCACGGUGAUAUUUCGCCCCUCAUCGAGGAGAUUCUCCAGUCCAACGAGCCAAACUACCCCAAAAAGGCAGACUACCUGGGCUAUUUCAGUUUUGGUUCCGAAGCAUACUACUCUAACAAGCCCGUCACAUUUUCUGUACCAUCAUUGUCAAUAGAUAUCCGGAUUUAUUGA
Molecule: messenger RNA, 936 nt
Organism: Hirsutella rhossiliensis
Lineage: Eukaryota; Fungi; Ascomycota; Sordariomycetes; Hypocreales; Ophiocordycipitaceae
Product: glycosyl hydrolase family 12 protein
Exons: 4
Coding region: 1-936 (311 amino acids)
Biological process (GO): polysaccharide catabolic process
Molecular function (GO): cellulase activity
Source: RefSeq, a predicted model, not a curated record